This is a messenger RNA of Thermothielavioides terrestris NRRL 8126, 843 nucleotides long. RefSeq lists its product as uncharacterized. The coding region runs from base 1 to 843 and encodes 280 amino acids. The transcript is spliced from 2 exons. Lineage: Eukaryota; Fungi; Ascomycota; Sordariomycetes; Sordariales; Chaetomiaceae. Gene Ontology annotation, biological process: phosphatidic acid biosynthetic process; triglyceride catabolic process. The record is from RefSeq and is a predicted model, not a curated record. Gene Ontology annotation, molecular function: acylglycerone-phosphate reductase (NADP+) activity; triacylglycerol lipase activity. Gene Ontology annotation, cellular component: endoplasmic reticulum; lipid droplet.
AUGCUGCAAAAAACAGUCCUGAUCACCGGCUGCAGCUACGGCGGGCUUGGGUCGCACCUAGCCGAAGCCUUCGCCGCCCGAGGCUUCCAUGUCUUCGCGACGCUGCGCAACCCGGCCAAGGCCGGCGCACUCAGCGGCAUGGCAGGCGUGCAGGUCCUGGAGCUCGAGGUCACGUCGGCCGAGUCCAUCCAGUCCUGCGUGAAGGCGGUCGAGAAGACCACGGGCGGGAGCCUCGACGUCCUCGUCAACAACGCCGGCGCCGACCACACCCUCCCGCUCCUGGACACGCCCAUCGACGAAGCGAAGCGGCUCUAUGACCUGAAUGUCUGGGCGCCGCUCGCCGUCAUGCAGGCGUUCGCGCCGAUGGUCAUCAACGCGAAGGGGGCAAUCUGCAACAUCUCGUCGGUGUCGGCCGUCUGCAACUUCGCCUGGGCUGGGACGUACGCAAGCUCCAAAGCAGCGCUCACCACGCUGUCCGAGACGAUGCGCGUGGAGCUGGAGCCCUUCGGGGUGCGGGUGCUGACGGUGAUGCUGGGCGGCUGCGCGACCAACGCCCACGCGGGGAUGCCCGACCUGGUGCUUCCGCCGGGCUCGCGGUACCAGAAGAUCUGGGAGACGAUCGACCGCCAGAAGAAGGGCCUGAUCUACAAGAACAAGCAGGACCCGAAGGUGACGGCGCGGAACCUCGUGAGCGACAUCACCGGCGGCCGCAGCAGCUACGUCUGGCGCGGCGCUGCCGCCACGCUCUGCUGGUUCAGCACGACGUUCAUGCCUAACAGCAUGUUUGUGAAGAUGGUGAAUGAGGAUAAGGGGCUGAACGUACUGGCUCAAGGGAGCAAAUAA